UUUUAAAAAAAAAAAAAAAAAAGAAUAAGAAGAGUUCCUGUUCGUCUCUUUCUUCCCCAAAUUAUUUUGUUCUUUGAUCUUUCUUCUUCUGUAACUUCCUAAUGAGCUCAAAUCUUCUGCUAUAAUCCGUCAUCACUUCAGAUAAUUUGAGCUGAAAAUGGAGUGGUCUACGAUACAACAUCUGGAUCUUCGACAUGUAGGUCGAGAAGCCAAGCCUUUGCAACCUCAUGCCGCUUCAUUUCAUCCCACUCAAGCCCUAAUUGCUGCUGCUGUUGGAAAAUACAUUAUCGAAUAUGACGCUAUUACUGGGAGCAAGAUCUCCACUAUCGACAUUGGUUCCCCGGUUGUUCGGAUGUCGUAUAGUCCUACUAGUGGGCAUGUUGUGAUUGCUAUUCUUGAGGACUGUACCAUUCGCUCCUGUGAUUUUGAUGCGGAGCAGACUUGUGUUCUUCACUCACCGGAGAGGAAAAUGGAACCAAUUUCUUCUGAUGCUGAAGUUCAUAUGGCCUUGACUCCUCUCCAACCUGUUGUCUUUUUUGGUUUUCACAAGAGGAUGAGUGUAACAGUUGUUGGAACUGUGGAGGGAGGUAGGUCACCAACAAAAAUAAAGACAGAUUUGAAGAAACCUAUUGUGAAUCUUGCUUGUCAUCCCCGACUUCCAGUCUUGUAUGUAGCCUACGCAGAAGGGUUGAUUCGAGCUUAUAACAUUCAUACAUAUGCUGUUCUCUACACAUUACAACUUGAUAAUACUAUUAAGCUACUUGGUGCUGGUGCCUUUGCUUUUCAUCCAACACUAGAGUGGAUCUUCGUUGGUGACAGGCGGGGUACGCUUUUGGCAUGGGACGUAUCUACGGAGAGACCUAAUAUGAUUGGAAUAAUACAAGCGGGCUCUCAACCUAUUACCUCAGUUGCUUGGCUCCCAGCAUUGCGAUUGGUUGCAACUUUGUCAAAAGAUGGUGCUCUUCAAGUGUGGAAAACAAGGGUGGUACUAAAUCCUAAUAGAGCGCCUAUGCAAGCAAAUUUUUUCGAGCCUGCUGCAAUUGAAUCACUCGACAUUCCGAAGAUUCUAUCUCAGCAGGGUGGAGAAGUUACUUAUCCAUUGCCACGUGUCAGAUCUCUGGAAGUUCACGCGAAACUGAAUAUGGCCACGUUACUUUUUGCAAAAAUGGCUAGCGUGGACAAUGUUAAAAAUAAUAGGGCAUUCACUAGAGAAGGACGAAAACAACUCUUUGCUGUUCUUCAAAGUGCAAGGGGAUCUUCAGCAUCUGUUUUGAAGGAAAAACUUGCAACUUUGGGUUCGUCUGGAGUACUAGCUGAUCACCAGUUACAAGCACAAUUGCAAGAGCAUCAUUUGAAAGGACAAAAUCAGCUUACGAUUGCUGAUGUCGCGCGGAAGGCUUUUCUAUACAGUCAUUUCUUGGAGGGGCAUGCCAAAAGUGCUCCAAUUGCUCGUUUGCCUCUCAUCACCAUACUUGAUACUAAUAACCAUCUCAGAGACCUUCCUGUUUGUCAGCCAUUUCAUCUGGAGCUUAAUUUCUUCAACAAAUCAAACAGAGUUCUACAUUAUCCUGUCAGGGCAUUCUAUAUGGAUGGCUUAAAUCUUAUGGCACAUAAUCUGUGUUCUGGAGCAGACAGCAUUUACAAGAAGCUGUACACCUCGAUUCCCGGAAAUAUUGAAUACCAUCCAAAGAGCAUUAUAUAUAGUAGGAAGCAGAAUUUAUUUCUUGCUGUUUAUGAGUUGAGUAGUGCAGCAAACGAAGUUGUUCUCUACAGGGAAAAUACUGAUACACAGUUGGCAAAUAGUAAAGACAGCACAGUCAAAGGUGAAGAUGCAGCUUUUAUUGGCCCUGACGAUACCCAGUUUGCAAUUCUUGAGAAUGAUAAGAUUGGACUUGCUUUGUAUAUACUCCCUGGAAUGUCUUCUAAAGACCUUGAUGAAAAGAAUAAAGCAGCGCUUGAAGAAAAUCCAACAGCAGAUCUAGCUGCAGAUGCUGCUCCAAGUUCAGUCAAGGGUCCAGUGCAAUUUAUGUUUGAAUCUGAAGUUGACCGUAUCUUCUCUACUCCUUUAGAAUCAACCUUGAUGUUUGCUUCUCAUGGAAACCAAAUUGCCUUGGCAAAGCUUGUGCAAAGCUAUCGCCAUUCUACCACUGAGGGCCAUGGCCACUAUAUACCAACAACAGCUGAAGGGCGGAAGUCAAUUAAGCUGAAAGUGAAUGAGAUAGUACUGCAGGUUCAAUGGCAAGAAACUCUUAGAGGUCAUGUUGCCGGGGUACUGACGACUCAUAGAGCUAUUAUUGCUUCAGCAGAUUUGGAGAUCUUGGCUAGUAGCUUAACAAAAUUUGAUAGAGGACUCCCUUCAUUUAGAUCCCUUAUGUGGAUUGGUCCUGCUCUACUUUACUCUACUGCUACGGCCAUCAGUGUGCUUGGAUGGGAUGGAAAAGUAAGGAUAAUCCUGUCCAUAAGCAUUCCAAAUGCAGUUCUUGUGGGUGCUUUAAAUGAUCGCUUGUUGCUAGCAAACCCAACAGACGUAAAUCCCAGGCAGAAGAAGAAAAUUGAGAUUAAAAGCUGUCUUGUUGGACUUCUUGAGCCUCUUCUUAUUGGUUUUGGAACAAUGCAGCAAUACUUUGGGCAGAAGCUUGACCUUCCAGAAACAUUAUAUCAGAUAACAUCAAGGUUUGACAGCCUGCGCAUUACUCCUAGAUCUCUUGACAUAUUAGCUAGAGGCACUCCAGUUUGUGGAGAUCUGGCUGUGUCAUUAUCCCAAGCAGGUCCACAGUUCACUCAGGUGUUGCGGGGUAGUUAUGCUAUUAAGGCUCUUCGUUUCUCUACUGCUUUGUCCGUGCUGAAAGAUGAAUUUCUGCGUUCAAGGGAUUAUCCUCGAUGUCCCCCUACAUCUCAUUUGUUUCAUCGAUUCCGCGAAUUGGGAUAUGCCUGUAUCAAAUAUGGACAGUUUGACAGUGCCAAGGAAACAUUUGAAGUAAUUUCGGACAAUGAAAGUAUGCUUGAUCUGUUUAUAUGCCACCUUAAUCCUAGUGCAAUGCGGCGUCUUGCACAGAAAUUGGAAGAAGACGGUGGUGAUCCAGAAUUGAGGAGAUGCUGCGAAAGAAUUUUACGAAUUCGAUCCACUGGAUGGACACAAGGUAUUUUUGCGAACUUUGCUGCUGAAAGUGUGGUUCCUAAAGGACCUGAAUGGGGAGGUGGAAAUUGGGACAUCAAAACACCUACAAAUAUGAAGGAUAUACCUCAAUGGGAACUAGCUGCUGAGGUAAUGCCAUACAUGAAAACUGAUGAUGGGCCUAUUCCGGCAAUAGUAACGGAUCAUGUUGGUGUUUAUCUUGGUUGUAUAAAAGGAAGAGGCAAUAUUGUUGAAGUGAGAGAAGAUAGCUUAGUGAAAGCUAUUACAUCUGCUGGUGGGGACGAUAAGCCAAUGGGGAUCCCAACAUCCUUCGCUGAUUCCAUAUCAAGCAAGGGAGCUACUGCAGCUGAUACAAAGGGUGCUUCUUUGAUGGGUCUAGAGACUCUCAUCAAGCAGCCUUCAGGAGCGGCUGCUGCAGACGCGCAGGCAAAGGCUGAGGAAGAAUUUAAGAGUUCACUGUAUGGUCCUUCUGGUGGUGAUAGUAGUGAUGAUGAAGAAGGGGAGUCAAAAACUAAAAAAUUUCAAAUUAGAAUAAAACCACCUUCAUCUGCUACUGUGGAUGUUAAUAAAAUUAAGGAAGCAACACGGCAGUUCAGUUUGGCCCCACCAAUGGGUAGGACCAAGUCAUUAGCUGGUGGAUCUCAGGACCUUGGCCUUACCUUCCCACCUGCUGUUACAGCGACCACCACCGGCUCAACUACUGUUACUGCUGCACCUGGGGACAUGUUUGGUACUGAUACACUAGCUCAGCCACCUGCUUUUGCACAGCCAUCUCCAGUGGUUAAGGGAGGUGGGUUAAGUGCUAGGCCUAUUCCUGAGGACUUCUUCCAAAACACUAUCUCAUCUCUUCAAGUUGCUGCUUCACUCGCUCCCACGGGGACUGUAAUUUCCAAACUGGAUCAGAACUUUCAAGGGGCUGGAAGCCACCAGGUGGCAACUAGUCAGUCCACUUCGUCUGCAAACAAUGUUAAUUUUGCACAUGGUGGCAUGUCCCCUCAAGUGGCUCAACAACCUGUACUUCCAGUUGAUUCAUUUGGGCUUCCAGAUGGAGGAAUCCCACCACAGUCAGCGGGACAGACUGUGAUCCAACCACAUCCUCAGGUUCAGGUCACUCAACUACCUAAUUCCUCUCAGCCUUUGGAUUUCAGUGUAUUAGGAGUUCCUCCUGGCGCGGCAGACUCUGCAAUGCCACCGGUGCAACCUGCUCCUCCAGCUUCUGUACGUCCUGGACAGGUUCCUCGUGGAGCAGCUGCUCCAGUAUGCUUUAAGACGGGACUGGCACACCUCGAGCAGAAUCAGCUACCAGAUGCUUUAUCCUGCUUUGAUGAAGCUUUCCUUGCUUUAGCCAAAGAUCAUUCACGUGGCUCUGAUAUUAAGGCUCAAGCCACUAUCUGUGCUCAGUAUAAGAUCGCUGUUACUCUUCUUCAGGAAAUUGGACGGCUACAGAGAGUUCAAGGCCCUCGUGCUAUUAGUGCAAAAGAUGAGAUGGCUAGAUUGUCACGGCAUCUUGGUUCGUUGCCCCUUCUAGCAAAGCAUCGUAUAAGCUGCAUAAGAACUGCCAUAAAAAGGAACAUGGAAGUCCAAAAUUAUGCUUAUUCGAAGCAGAUGCUUGAUCUCCUAUUCUCUAAGGCACCUCCUGGCAAACAAGAGGAGUUGAGGAGCCUGAUUGACUUAUGUGUCCAGAGGGGCUUAACGAACAAAUCAAUUGACCCCAUUGAGGAUCCUUCCCAAUUUUGUGCUGCCACCCUAAGCCGAUUAUCAACAAUUGGUUAUGAUGCUUGUGAUCUCUGUGGUGCUAAAUUUGCUGCUCUAUCAGCACCUGGAUGCAUUAUAUGUGGUAUGGGAAGCAUUAAAAGGUCAGAUUCUCUGGCAGGUCCUGUUCCUUCACCAUUUGGCUGAGGUUGACGAGUUAAUAGAUUUUUUUCCCCAAAUUGAGAUCAAAUGGUCAAUACUUGCAAUUUCGUACGGGCUAUGGAGCAUGGUUGCAAAUUCAAUUUCUGACCCCUAUGCGAGACUUGAGGCCAGCCGAUGGUUGGUAUCUUCAUAUUUUCAGUGUGCCCUCCGAGUUUAUUUUCGUUUUUUUUUUUCCUUUUCAUUCUCUGUACUGUGCUGGGUUUAGAGCUUGGAAAAGAAAGAAGUGGUUGUCUCACUCGGUUUUUGUGCUUAUUUGUAUGUAUUAUAAGUUUUUCCCCUUUUGGAAGGGUUCUGUCACAUUGUAUCUAGCCAUUGUUGCCUGUAUAAUAUAGUUCAGACUGUAGAGUUAUUAUAUUGAGUAGGUUUGUAAGUUGUAACCAUUGAAUUAACAGUCCUAUCAGGAUAUUAAGCAUGUUUAAUGAUGAGGAAAUUCUUUUGCGA
Beta vulgaris subsp. vulgaris (sugar beet) is the source of this 5491-nucleotide messenger RNA. RefSeq lists its product as hypothetical. Gene Ontology annotation, biological process: autophagosome assembly. The transcript has 25 exons. Gene Ontology annotation, molecular function: protein binding. Bases 158 to 5035 code for a protein of 1625 amino acids. The record is from RefSeq and is a predicted model, not a curated record. NCBI's taxonomy places the organism in Eukaryota, Viridiplantae, Streptophyta, Magnoliopsida, Caryophyllales, Amaranthaceae. Gene Ontology annotation, cellular component: autophagosome membrane.